Molecule: messenger RNA, 1004 nt
Organism: Prinia subflava (tawny-flanked prinia)
Lineage: Eukaryota; Metazoa; Chordata; Aves; Passeriformes; Cisticolidae
Product: histone H4
Exons: 1
Coding region: 203-514 (103 amino acids)
Biological process (GO): nucleosome assembly
Cellular component (GO): nucleosome
Molecular function (GO): protein heterodimerization activity; DNA binding; structural constituent of chromatin
Source: RefSeq, a predicted model, not a curated record
GUUCACUUGCCGGACGUUACAGCACCCUAGUUGGUAACAGCGAAUGAUGUUCCGUCAUAGGUGACGACACGGGGAAAAUGGGCGGGAAUACCGCCCCCAAAUUGCAGUCUCCAACCAGGUCGGACCACACCGCAUAAAGGCCGCGGCGCGGGCGGUGGUAGCCUAAGUGUUUCAAGCGUCUAGGAAGUGCAGUGAGUUUACCAUGUCUGGUCGGGGCAAGGGCGGCAAGGGGCUCGGCAAGGGUGGCGCCAAGCGCCACCGCAAAGUGCUGCGCGACAACAUCCAGGGCAUCACCAAGCCGGCCAUUCGCCGUCUGGCUCGGCGCGGCGGCGUCAAGCGCAUCUCGGGGCUCAUCUACGAGGAGACGCGUGGCGUGCUCAAGGUGUUCCUGGAGAACGUGAUCCGCGACGCCGUCACCUACACGGAGCACGCCAAGAGGAAGACGGUCACGGCCAUGGACGUGGUCUACGCGCUCAAGCGCCAGGGUCGCACCCUCUACGGCUUCGGCGGCUAAAGCCUUGCGCUCCCAUCGCCACUAAAACCCAAAGGCUCUUUUAAGAGCCGCACACUUAAGCUGGAAAAGAGCUGUGUCACAGUGUUGCAAGAUGUUAGUCAAGACACCGACGAUAUUAUGUUAAAGCCUUAUUAACGCUCAUAAAGCAAUUCUACUGAGACUUAAGUAGUGCAGUUAAUUGUGUAACAGGUGUUAGCAAUGAAAUCGUCUUUACUUUGGAAUCGGUCUUUUGUGUUUCAAGUUCUCUUAAAAAGUAUCACUUCUAAUGCUCUGUAAUAAGGUAUUUUUCAAUGGUCCCCAAUAUAAACAAUAAUGUAUAAAUUAUGUCUUGAUUUUAAGAAUUGCGUUUAAUUGAGUAUAAAGAAAUUUGAGCAAUGUAUACAACUAGGAAAAAAUUGGAAAGUUUCUGUGAGACAAAUGCUUUCUGUCUGAUAUUUCUUUUACCUGCCCUUCAUUUGUCUUUUACUUUAAAAAUAAAAAAAUAAAUCUA